Triticum dicoccoides is the source of this 4748-nucleotide messenger RNA. RefSeq lists its product as uncharacterized. The coding region runs from base 35 to 2059 and encodes 674 amino acids. The transcript is spliced from 6 exons. The record is from RefSeq and is a predicted model, not a curated record. NCBI's taxonomy places the organism in Eukaryota, Viridiplantae, Streptophyta, Magnoliopsida, Poales, Poaceae.
UGCGACCUAAUGUGGAUCCUGUAAAUGGGAUGUGAUGCGACCUAAUGUGGAUCCUGUAAAAGAAGAAAAUGUUCUUGGAAGCCUUGUACCACAUGGCAAUCUUCAAGAGCUAUGCAUUAGAGGGCACGGGGGCACUAAUUCCCCAUCAUGGCUAUAUGAGAAUCUCUCAGUUAAAUGUUUGGAAUCUCUUUGUCUGGAUGGUGUAUCUUGGAAAACUCUUCCACCUCUGGGAGAGAUGUGGAUGGUUAAUGAGCUUGAUGAAGAGUAUCAGGGUUGUAGCCUCUCACCUCUAAGCUUCCAUAAUUUGAGAAGGCUACAAUUAAGUAACAUAUCUAGGUUGAAAAAAUGGGUUGGAAAUGGCGCUUGUCCUUUCUUUUCUUACUUGGAAGUGCUCAUAAUUAGAGGAUGUUCUGAACUUUUGGAGUUGCCAUUUUCACAUUCUACUUGCUAUGAAGCACGAAUGGAGGAGAAAAUGGGUUGGUUUCCUAGGCUACGGGAGAUGGUCAUUGUCGACUGCCCGAAACUAGCAUCAGUGCCUUCUAUCCCUUGGCGGACUAGUACGUGUUGUGCUGAGAUAGUAAGAGCAGGAUCAGGUUUUGAAAAGCUGGUUUACCACAAAAGGUACGAAUCAAAACUAAGCUUGGAAAUUGAGGGAAAGGGUGAUCAAUAUGAUGGGUUGUGGAGUGGGUUGAAUUUCUCUAAUCUAACUGAUCUAGAGGAGUUGUACGUGAACAGAGUCCCUCCCCUGCCGCUGGAUAACCUCCGAGUGCUAGCAUCUCUAAAGAAGAUCGUGAUAGAGGGUGCCAGCAGUUUCUUGUUAUCGGUUGGAGAUGCUACUGCUAGGCAUGGCGUAUACCGGUUUCCAGUUGAAGAACUCAGGAUCAGUAACUGUGAUACGAAAGGAAAAGAAUUGACAUUGCUGCUCUCUUUUCUUCCGAACCUAUCAAAGUUGGAUAUGAAUAGGUGUGAGAAUAUAACUGGGUUGGGUGUGGUAGAGCAUGCAGAAACUGUUUCUGGAGAGCAGCAGCAACAGACAAGAGACGAUGAGGAAAUAAUAACAGCGUCAGCAGCAGGAGUACUUCUAUUGCCUCCCCAGCUACAGGAAUUGCGGAUUUCAGAUUGCCCAAAGGUGAGCUUAUUAUUCUCCAAUCCACUGCACGACAACGACCAGCACGCCACAACAGAAGCAGGGCUCCAACGUCUCCGCUCCCUUAGCCACUUGGAUGUGAGUGGCUGCCCCGAGCUCCUCUCCUCCUAUUCAUCCUUAUCCUCCUCUGUUUUCCCUUUUCCAACCUGCUUGCAAGUCCUCUGCCUACGGAGCGUGAAGCACAUGGAGACGCUGCAAGCCCUCUCAAACCUCACCUCUCUCACCGAAUUAUACUUGUAUGCAUGGGAGCAGGGUUUAAGAGAUGAGGGCUUAUGGACUCUCCUCGCCCACGGCCGCCUCACACGAUUAACCCUCUAUACUCGCUCCAACUUCUUCGCCAGAUCCAAUCCCUCAUGGCCACAUGACAAAGAGGGGUAUUCCCGUUCCUCCAAGCCCUUGGUUCUGAAUACGAAAUACAACACAGGAGUCCUUGCUGCGCCCAUCUGUAGCCUCCUCUCUUCCACCCUCACAGUACUAUUCCUCUUAUUCGGCCACGAGGUGGAAUGCUUGACAAAGGAGCAAGAGGAGGCCCUUCAGCUCCUCACCUGCCUCCAGGACCUCCGACUUUUUGGGGGAUACAAGCUGCAGCACCUCCCUGCAGGGCUACACAAGCUUAUCAACCUCAGGGAAUUAAGGGUCAUAUGGUGUUCGGCCAUCCUGUCGUUGCCCAGCCUUCCGAGCUCUCUGCGGGAAUUAAAGAUGGAGUGUUGCGGUGCCAUCAAGUCUCUGUCGAACGGCCUCCCGAGUUCUUUGGAAAUAUUGAAUAUCUGCCGCUGUGAUGCCAUCAAGUCGCUGCCCAAGGACAGCCUUCCAAGUUCAAUGCGAGAGUUAGAUGUCCAUCUUGGCAACAGCAAGGAGCUAAAAAGGGACUGCCGCAAGUUUAUAGGAACCAUCCCAAUUGUGAGAACUUGACCAAUCCAAGGGUUCUUCUUCAACCUGCAUAUUCUGUUAGCCUCCUACAGUUCUCUCUGUAUAAUUACGAGCAAGGCUCCCACUUGCCAGUGCAAGCAUGAUGAUCUCAGUUUUCUCCCAUCCUGCAUGCAAAGCUGUGAGCAGGUUGGGCCAUGGAGUUGUCAAUUCUUCCAUCUUUGUAAAAUUCUCUGCGUUGAUACAAGGUUCCUUCAUCAUCAAAGCCUUGAGUGGCAUCUCCUUAUGAGCAUGAAUUGAUAAUUAAUUAAUUAUGGGAUCCAUCUAGGAGUUUUAGCCUUGUAAAAUUAUCUCCAUGCACACACAGGUGGCACUUCAGGGUCUUGUGUGGUAUUUCGUCCUAUAUGAAAAGUCCAUAAAUCUGGUUAGUGUGCACAAAUCCAAUCUGUUCUAUCGUAUAGCUAAUACCAUUUCAAAGUUUCUUUAUCUCCCUCCCUGGAGGAAAUUUUAUUUUAUUUUUGUGCAGGAGUCUUUAUGCUAAUUCUGGUUGGAUUAUAGAUACUUUCCGUUUACAUUUUGGUCAUCUCUCAUGAUGACUUGAUGGUGUGCUCGGCUUAUUCGGCUGUGAGGGUUAACAUAUCACCAUCACCAUGGCAUAAUGGUGGAAGAAAUGAGAUCCGGAACUUUACAGUAAUACCCCUUGUCGUAUGAUAUCAGUGCUUGUGUGCAGCCAAUCAGAUCUCUGGUCGUUAUUAAUUGAUGUGGCAUGCGGCACAACUUUGGAAAUCAACAAUGGAGUAGGCACAUGUUUGUGAAGUUGUAACACUUUUGUACCCACAGAAGGUCAGCAACCCCUUGCUGAAAUUCAUGAUCAAUUUAGCUAUGCUAGAUUGUAUUGCAAUGUGCAAUUGUCAAACACUUACUGCCUCAUGAGACCUAGGCUAGAGGAAUUGAUACUUUCUGGAUAAGUUGGUACUCUAGCUUUUGAGCACGCUCAUAAUCUCUGAAUUCAUUGCCAUUCUGAAUUAAAUAACACAAGAGAGUUUUCAGCUGAUACAUAUAGUCGUAAAGGUAGAGAACACUUGUUACUAGGUGAUUGAUGAACAUUGAUUGAACAAAAAGACUCGAGCUUGCUAAUUUUUAUUCAUAGAACCUCCUGAGUUAAGUAUGGUGAAGGUGAUUUUAUUCUCUUCUUGAUCUGUAGUAUUUUUUCUAUCUCACCAAUGCCAAAAGCAGAGCAGAUUUCAUGAGCCUUGAUUAUUGCAAUCUGAAUAUUUAGUGUGUAUUGUUAAGUUCGAUGUUCCUCUAGUCUGAAGUCUUUGAAAGCCAGUCAUUCCUUUGCCGUAACUUUAUGUUUGCUUGCCUCUUCAACACUCGGCAUUGCAUUCCUUCAUCAGGAUAUCACAAAAUCUCAGAAAUUAAACCAUUUCUGUCAUUUGUUCACACCAUACCUACCUAUAUAGCGCAUCACUCACUAUUCCAUAGUAGUUGAUUAUUCCAUAAGCACAGUCAUCAAAGUUUGAGAAGACUCAAAAGCGUUUUAUUAUCAACGCUGCAAAAUUCAUUAUUAUGAAGAUUCAAGAGCUAUAUUCAUCAGCAGUGGCCUCUCUCUCACAUACUGAAAAAACAAGAAGAGAGGAGCACCAUUUCAAAAGAUUAAAGGGUUCAUUUUCAAGCAGGACGGAAUAGCCAGCAGUGCUUCCAUUUUCAUGUGCUACAUAUGCAAUAUCGAUAACAGGAACAUCACUCGCAUCCUGGGAUCACCUUACAUUGCAUUGGCCUCUCAAAUAAUUUCCUUGGUGUGAGUCCGUUUCCUCCCACAUGCCUUGGACCCUACAAUUUUUUCCAAUGACUGGAAUGUGAAGACUUCUUUUUAUGCUGAGUUGAACUCUUAUUUAGCUUUACAAUCUAGAUUUCAGAUUUGCUCAUUCUUUGAAUUACCCAACCAAGCUCCAGAUAAGCUUUCCAGAAAUAUAAAGUAGAUAGAACACUUCGGCCACUGGCCAGUGAGGACUAUAAUUAUGUGAUGAGAGUAAUUCCGGAUCAUGACGAGGUAAUUUCGCUAGAUACCUGCUCUUGGAAGGUUCACAAAGGAAUAAAAUUGUUGGCUGCUCUUGUCUUCCUUUGUUCUUGACAUUGAAGUCAAACCUCCUAGUUACCUGUGUUCAAAACUUGAUCGCUAUAUUGUUGAUGCUGUUCACUCUCAUAAAAUGGAACCCAUUCCGUACUGGCAAUGAAUAGGAGUUGUUAUUUAAGCUUGUGCUCAAUUGUUAGCCUGCUACUUUAAUAUGUUUGCAGUAAGUGCCUCGACCCAAAGUUUACGAGGAUUACAGUAAUUGUUUGCACGUGAGCACUUGUUUGCAAUCUCGCUAGGCUAAGCUUUCAGGUAUUUCACAAGCAUGUGGGCAAGUUGAAUCAGGAGCCUAAGUCCUCUGACGUGCCAUUUGCCGCAAUCUGAGACCUUUCUUUCUCGAGGGAAGAAUAGGAAAGGGAGAAGGCUAAGAUGAAUCAUAGCUUUUGUUUCUCUUUGAAGCCACUUGCUUCCUAACAAUGUUAUAAGGAAGAGAAAAUGGGGUUUCCCCGAUUGUUAUUUCCCUUCUAGCUUCAGUCUGUAGUAGGCUGUCGAUGAAUGGUACAAAAACAUGCGGACUCUUUCAUCUGUUCUUUAAGUGUGGACAUCAACAUUCAGUGUAAUGUGCAAUAUCUUCAUAUAUGAAUCUAUGCUUGCAUGUCA